GGAAGGAGAGGAUGAAUGAGUGUGAUCUGCUAGGAGUAUAGCCCUGCUAUGUUUAUCAUCUGAUUAAACCUACAGUCAACAUCUACCACAGGCCGUUGGAUGAAGUUAAAAUGGGCUCCCACAAGCAAAGGUUUCAAUGCUUUGACACCAUCAUGGACGACCCGUCUCUCAAGCCCCCUUUCCCUCAUGGACACUGCUCUACAGCGUCCUUCAGAGGCUCGUCCGGCUCUACAAGACUGGAGCCGCUGGAGGAUCGUCGAUGCUAUCUGUGUGCUGAUCACCAGCAGGCCAGGGCGAUGGCCUCAGAGGCCUCAGGAUAUUACUCAAACCCAUGGUAUCAUUUCCAGACACAUCCACACUCUCAGCAGUAUACAAUCAGGAGGCCCACUCGACCUGAGGAAGCUCCUGGACAGGUUGAAGGUCACCACCACUAUCACCACCACCAUCACAGGCACUCCAGAAAGAUUGUGCUUGUGAAAAACAGUGACCCCUCUGUCCGGAGGACCAUCGUGCUGCACCGCAGGAGCCUGCGGAGUCUGGUGCUCUUCAUGGACGAGGUCUCUGAACUCAUGCAAUGUGUCAUCAGGAAGCUCUACACACUGGAAGGCCACAAGAAUGUCUGGAGUCGAUCCAGGCAUUUCCUGUCCAUCAGAGCUGGACUCACUAGUCAUUGCUGA
This is a messenger RNA of Cyprinus carpio (common carp), 677 nucleotides long. Its product is annotated as oxygen-regulated protein 1-like. Gene Ontology annotation, biological process: photoreceptor cell development; intracellular signal transduction; retina development in camera-type eye. The transcript is spliced from 2 exons. Lineage: Eukaryota; Metazoa; Chordata; Actinopteri; Cypriniformes; Cyprinidae. The coding region runs from base 111 to 677 and encodes 188 amino acids. The record is from RefSeq and is a predicted model, not a curated record. Gene Ontology annotation, cellular component: axoneme.